Molecule: messenger RNA, 690 nt
Organism: Cyprinodon variegatus (sheepshead minnow)
Lineage: Eukaryota; Metazoa; Chordata; Actinopteri; Cyprinodontiformes; Cyprinodontidae
Product: cytochrome c iso-1/iso-2-like
Exons: 3
Coding region: 153-473 (106 amino acids)
Biological process (GO): mitochondrial electron transport, ubiquinol to cytochrome c; mitochondrial electron transport, cytochrome c to oxygen
Cellular component (GO): mitochondrial intermembrane space
Molecular function (GO): heme binding; electron transfer activity
Source: RefSeq, a predicted model, not a curated record
GACGUAUCAUCCGACUAAGUUUAAGGAAGGAAGCACGUUAUUUUCUACUCUACUACGCAGCCGACGGAGCCGGUAGAAGGACAAAAGCGGGGAAGUUAGAGGUUGUUGUCACAGCUCUCUUAUUUGGCUCAGCAAAACACCCGAAAGAAACUAUGACUGGAGGAGACAUUGAAAAGGGAAAGAAGACCUUUGUCCAGAAGUGUGCCCAGUGUCACACUGUAGAAAACGGUGGGAAGCAUAAAGUCGGACCCAAUCUAUGGGGCCUUUUUGGACGCCAAACAGGCCAGGCACCUGGCUACUCUUACACAGAUGCGAACAAAACUAAAGGCAUUACAUGGAAUGAGGAAACCCUAAAUGUAUAUCUGGAGAAUCCAAAGAAGUACAUUCCUGGGACAAAGAUGAUCUUUGCUGGCAUCAAAAAGAAGAACGAGCGUGCCGACCUUAUCGCAUAUCUUAAAUCAGCCACUUCAUAAACAGAGCUUCCUCUGCGCUACUUUAUCCAUCUUUGAGUCUUAAAAUAAACCACUAAGAGGUUUUCAUUCCAGACUAAAGCAAAGUAGGAACCAGCUAAACUGAAUUUGAUUAAAUCGUCACAUUUGUUGAAACUGUAUGAAAUUGUGAUGUCUAUUUAUCCCAUUUUAUGAUUGUAAAACAAAACUUCCUGCUAUUAAAAGAUAUAUUUUUCUAAUG